This is a messenger RNA of Glossina fuscipes, 2510 nucleotides long. RefSeq names its product sodium-coupled monocarboxylate transporter 1. The coding region runs from base 93 to 2204 and encodes 703 amino acids. The transcript is spliced from 7 exons. Gene Ontology annotation, molecular function: symporter activity. NCBI's taxonomy places the organism in Eukaryota, Metazoa, Arthropoda, Insecta, Diptera, Glossinidae. The record is from RefSeq and is a predicted model, not a curated record. Gene Ontology annotation, biological process: transmembrane transport; sodium ion transport. Gene Ontology annotation, cellular component: membrane.
UAAAAUAUAAAUAAAAAACCGAAAAAAAGAAAACCAGAGAAAAAUUACCCAACUUUUUUGAACGGACCUCGCAAGCAGUUAAUACUUUUUAGAUGUCUGCCCUAAUGGCCAGCAUUUUGAAAUUAUUGUUUUUAUGUGCGUUGGCGCAUAGCGCAAAUGGCUUGGCUUUGUCACCCAAUGUUGUGCCAAAAACCUAUGAAACAACUACCGAUCCUCCGGCUACCCUGCCGCGUACGGUUAUGCCGUUAAUUCAUAAUUAUCCCGAAUACUUAAUAGUACGCGGCGAGUUUUCUUCUCGCGAGAAUCAGGAAUUCCACAAGGCCGCUUCAAUGCUAAUAAAAUCGUAUGAACAAAAGCCUAAUACCGUUUCCAUUCAGAGUGAUGAUGAACUUGAGCUGUGCAAUUCACCCAAGCAUAAGGCGACAUUCUCCCUUUAUGAUUAUGCGGUUUUAUUGGGCAUGUUAGUGAUCUCAUUGGGUAUAGGAGUUUUUUAUGGUUUUUGCAAAAAAUCCGGCAGUUCAUCGAAUGAAUUUUUACUUGGUUCCGAAAUGAGCAUAUUUCCCGUCACAUUAAGUUUGACAACAAGUUUCAUAACGGCGAUCGAAUUGUUAGGCAAUCCGGCCGAAAUGUAUUUCCAGGGUACACAAUUCGUAUUGAUAGUUAUUCCUAUGAUUUUGGUUAUACCUAUUGCGGUGAAGAUUUUCUAUCCGAUUUAUUUUAAAAUGGAACUGACCAGCUGCUAUGAAUUUUUGGGUAUACGCUUUGGCAAGGAAAUACGUAUUAUGGGCGGCGUCUUAUAUGUCAUUCAGAUGUGUUUUUAUACGGCUGUAGCUGUACUGGCACCUGCUAUAGCUCUUUCUAAAGCGACCGGUUUGGAUACUAAAAUUGCUGUGAUAUUGAUUUAUUUAGUUUGUAUUUUCUAUUCGUCGCAAGGCGGUAUGAAAGCGGUAGUAAUAGCCGAUACAUUUCAGGCGGCGGUUUUAGGUAUAUCUCUAGUAUUGGUCAUUGCCUUAGGUUGUUUUUACAGCGGCACACCAGAGGAAAUUUUUACUACCGCAGCUGAUGGGGAGCGCGUAGAAUUUUUCAAUUUCAAUAUGGAUCCUACAACGCGUCAUAGCGUUUGGUCGGUAGUGAUUGGCGGCUUUUUUUAUUGGACCUCUUUGUUCUGCACCAAUCAGGCAUCCGUACAGAAAUGCAUGUCAUUGAAAUCUUUAAAAUUAGCGAAAGUGGCCUUGGGUUUCGCGAUUCUCGGUCUAGUGAUCGUAUUUUUAUUAAAUUUCUAUACCGGAUUAAUGGUUUAUAAUCAUUACGUUGAAUGCGAUCCUUUGCUCUCCGAACGCAUAACAGCUAACGAUCAAUUACUACCCUAUUACAUAAUAAAUACAUACGAGCAUAUAUACAGUAUCGCAGGAAUAUUUGUUGCGGGCAUAUUUGCCGCUAGCUUGGGUACCGUGGCUUCGGCUUUAAAUUCAUUGUCGGCCGUUACCUGUGAAGAUUUGUUAGUGAGUGGCUUGAAUGUGAAAAUUUCGCCGGAUAAAGGUGCCUUCUAUGCCAAGUGGAUGUCUUUAGGUUAUGGCGUCUUAUCAUUCGGUUUGGUAUUCAUUGUCGAGCAUUUAGGCGGUGUACUGCAGGCCACUUUAACGCUAAACGGCUUGGUCGGCGGUGUUACGCUGGGUCUUUUCGUUUUGGGAAUUGCUUUCAAACAAGCCAAUACUAAAGGGGCCUUCUACGGUGGACUCAUAUCAUUGAUCAUAGUUAUCUUCAUUGGUGUUAUAGCACAAAUUGCUAACGUCAAUUCUAACGCUUUGUCAUUAUCGAUCGAAAAUUGCAAUUGUCUUGUCAAUAGUACUGCAACUCUAAUGCCACGUCUCAGCGAGCAAUUUGAAAAUGAAUCCUCAGGCUUCACUUCUUGGUCUAUUUUUCGUCUAAGCUAUAUGUGGUAUUCCAUGCUGGGCUGUUUACUUACGCUCGUAUUGGGUCUCUUAAUAUCUUGCAUUAUUAAUUUCACGCAGAAACGUCGUAUUCUGAAGUUGGAUUCGUCGAAAACAAUCUUUAAUUCAAACAUACCGAAUGAUAUUAACGGUAAUGGGAAAAUAUCCGUCUCGACUAUUACCGUACCAGUGCCAUUAAAAUCUCCCACCGUUACUACUAGUGAGACUAACUGUUGUCAUAUUAAUCAUGCCGUGCGCCUGGAUGACGAAUAACUGGCAUUGUAGUCGAACUGUUUUCUUUUUUUUUUUCUUUUUUUUUUCCUCCAACGUACAAAUUAUUCUUCGUAGUGUAAUUUUCGAUUUUGUGAUUUUCAUAGAUAUACAUAGAUUCGUCAGUAGCACUUUUCGCUCACCUUCUUUUCUUUUUUUUUUUUUUUCUUUGAUAGCUCAUUAGUUUUUAAAUUAAUUUCGAAUAAUGUUUGUAUUGCAAUUCGGAAAACGAAUUUAGUUUUUAAUUUCUAUGUUUUCAGUAUUUAUGUACACCUUGAUAUAUAUUUCUAUUUAUAAGGAAUUUAUUUU